Phytophthora nicotianae INRA-310 is the source of this 1178-nucleotide messenger RNA. RefSeq lists its product as hypothetical. The transcript has a single exon. The coding region runs from base 445 to 1083 and encodes 212 amino acids. Lineage: Eukaryota; Oomycota; Peronosporomycetes; Peronosporales; Peronosporaceae. The record is from RefSeq and is a predicted model, not a curated record. Gene Ontology annotation, molecular function: carboxy-lyase activity.
CGACGGCGAAGAUUCAAGCCACGAAGCGGAGCUGAUCAGUAGAGAAGGAGCGUUGGGGUGCGAGCUGCUGCAACUUGGAGGCCGACGUCUCGUCAAGCCUCUUCCUCUCGCUUUCCAGCAGCGAUCCGACACGCAAUGCAUUGCGUCUGCGGGCAACAAAGAGCUCUCGCUCAAAGAAACCGAGACAUUCGCAUCGAUGCCCAUAUGCCGCUGCCUAAUGAGUGUGUCACCGGUUCGCGCACCAUUUGCUCUGUGAUGAACGAGCAGUGAGGGUGAAGCACACCGCCUGUCGCCUCUAAAGAUGUUUGAAAGGCGAGCUCUUGGCUGCGGACUCCACAGUUUGGAGAGCCGAUUCCCCCGAUUACGUCCGCCAUCCGCCGGGACAUCCACGUCCACGCCCCGAGGUACUUUGUGCAUGAAAAGAGGCCAGGGUUCCUCUUCGACAUGAUCCUUUCAUAUCGUGGGCCACGUGUCGACGGCUCUCACUUUUCAUCUUGCCGUCUCGGAAGCACCUCCAAGUCUCAAAGAAGUCUUCAAUCAAGCACAAUGCCGCUCCAGGUCCCCGGAUACCACACCAACACCCCGCUGCACCCGUCGUUCGACGAGGACAUCCGUGACCUCCACCUGCUGUACGACUACGACGCCGAGGGCGCCGAUGGCAAGCCUGAGAAGUGGCGCUACGAGAUGUGGUUCUUCUCGGAGAACCGUAUCGUGUACUCGAUCCACGGCGGGCCCAUGGCCGGCCGUCUUAACUACCAGACCGUCGCCUUCCAGUGCAUCCGUCCGGGUGAGCUGUGGCAGUGCAACUGGCUCGAGGAGACCGGCACCAUCGUGUCGCUCGUGUAUGACAUCAAGAACGCCAAGAUCACCACCAUGAUCGGCUUCUCCAAGGGCCACUGGGAGCACCCCGAGGACGCGCACGGCGACAAGCGCAACCCGGAGGACUACGCUCGUUGGCGCAAGCUGGCCGAGCACGGCAACAACCGCGACCGUCUCAUUCUGAGCGAGCAGGCCACCAUCCUCGAGACCUUCAAGGGCGCCGGCAACCUCGUGCCGAUCGCCCCUGACGCUGAGACUCUCUAACUUGUAUCGUUAGAGACCUCUAUCUCUGUUUAAAGAGUCUGCGCUGGUGAUUAGAGCAGUUAACAGUAAAUAAACCCACGAUUUUGCGCGUAAGA